Molecule: messenger RNA, 2976 nt
Organism: Arachis stenosperma
Lineage: Eukaryota; Viridiplantae; Streptophyta; Magnoliopsida; Fabales; Fabaceae
Product: putative pentatricopeptide repeat-containing protein At5g40405
Exons: 1
Coding region: 55-2394 (779 amino acids)
Biological process (GO): RNA modification
Molecular function (GO): zinc ion binding; RNA binding; protein binding
Source: RefSeq, a predicted model, not a curated record
CCCCCCCCCCCCCCCCCCCCCCCCCACACACACACACAAUGUCUCAACCGGAAAAUGAGUCCCAAUCUCCACACCGCCACCACCAUCAACCUCACCAUCUUAAAAUCCCUCUUACACCGUUCAAUUUCUCUAAACCACUUCAACCAGAUCCUCUCCCAAUCCAUUCUCACUGGCCACAUCCACAACACACUCUUCUCCACCAAACUCUUCACCUUCUCCCUCCCCUCCUUCCCCUUCCACCACUCUCUCCGCAUUUUCACCCACUUCCUCCAAAACCCUAACCCCUUUGCCUCUAACUCCCUCAUGCGUGCUCAUGUCGAUCGCAACCAACCCCACCAUGCCAUUUCCCUCUACAACUCCCUUUGCAGAACAAGUGCUGUUUUUGAUAACUACACACACCCCAUCCUCCUUCGUGCAUGCGCGUCACGUACCUCUGAGCUCGAGGGGAGGCAAGUGCAUUCCCAUGUUCUCAAGAUGGGUUUUGGUUCUGAUCUUUAUGUCAACAAUACCUUGAUUAAUUUGUAUGCUGUUUGCGGGAACAUGGAGAGCACUCGCAAGGUGUUCGAUGAAAGUCCCGUGUUGGAUAAGGUUUCGUGGAACACGGUUUUGGCUGGGUAUGUUCAAUUGGGUGAUGUGGAGGAAGCAGAGAGGGUUUAUGCUAUGAUGCCAGUGAGGAACACGAUUGCUUCGAAUUCAAUGAUUGUGCUGUUUGGGAAGAGUGGUUGUGUUGAGAAGGCACGCCAACUGUUUGAUGAGAUUGAGGAAAAGGAUAUGAUCUCGUGGACUGCGCUGGUUUCAUGUUAUGAGCAGAAUGGGAUCUUUGAGGAGGCCUUGGGUUUGUUUGUUGAGAUGAAUGCUCAUGGGGUGGUGGUGGAUGAGGUGGCCGUGAUUAGUGCUGUGUCUGCUUGUGCACAUUUGAUGAUAGAUAGGACUGGGAAGGUGAUACAUGGCUUGGCUACAAAGGUAGGGAUUGAAGGUUAUGUUAACUUGAAGAAUGCAUUGAUCAAUUUUUACUCGAGUUGUGGGGAAAUAUUGAAUGCUCGGAAGGUUUUUGAUGGUGGUUUGCUCGCGGAUCAGAUAUCUUGGAACUCAAUGAUUUCUGGGUACUUGAGAUGUGGCUCGGUUGACGAUGCUGAGAUGCUGUUUGGUUCUAUGCCUGAGAAGGAUGUUGUGUCUUGGAGUGCUAUGAUAUCUGGUUAUGCGCAACAUGAACGAUUCUCGGAAGCCUUGGCUUUGUUUCAGGAAAUGCAGGUUCAUGGAAUUAGGCCUGAUGAGACUGUUUUAGUGAGUGUUGUCUCGGCAUGUACCCGUCUUGCUGCUUUGGAUUUGGGCAAAUGGAUUCAUGCUUAUAUAAGUAAAAAUAGAUUGAAAGUUAAUUUCAUCUUGGGCACAACACUUAUAGAUAUGUACAUGAAAUGUGGUUGUGUGGAGAAUGCAUUGGAGGUUUUCCAUGGAUUGGAGGAAAAGGGGGUUUCUACAUGGAAUGCGCUCAUUCUUGGGUUGGCAAUGAAUGGUUUAGUACAAAAGUCACUUAGCAUGUUUGAGAUGAUGAAAAAAUCAGGAACUUGUCCUAAUGAAAUUACAUUUGUGGGAGUUCUUGGGGCUUGUCGGCAUAUGGGACUAGUAGACGAGGGGCGCCGCUACUUUAAUUCCAUGAUUGAAGAACACAAGAUAGAGCCGAAUGUAAAGCAUUAUGGAUGCAUUGUUGACCUGUUGGGGCGUUCAGGUUUGCUUAAGGAAGCAGAGGAAGUGAUCGAGAGUAUGCCAAUGGCACCGGAUGUUGCUACAUGGGGUGCUUUGCUUGGUGCUUGUAGGAAGCACAACAACAAUGAAAUGGGAGAGAGGGUUGGAAGAAAACUCAUUCAGCUUCACCCUGAUCAUGAUGGUUUACAUGUGUUAUUGUCAAGUAUAUACGCUUCGAAAGGGAAUUGGGGCAAUGUUCUUGAAAUUAGGGAUAGUAUGGCACAACACGGGGUGGUGAAGAUACCUGGUUGUAGCAUGCUUGAAGCAAAUGGGAUAGUUCAUGAAUUUUUUGCAGGGGAUAAGACACACCCAAAAAUCAAUGAUAUUGAACAUAUGUUAUACGUAGUGGCUGCAAAAUUGAAGAUCGAAGGAUAUACACCAAGCACAAAUGAGGUUUCACUUGAUAUUGAUGAAGAAGAGAAGGAAACUGCACUUUUCAGCCAUAGUGAGAAACUUGCGGUGGCGUUCGGACUGAUCACUAUUCCUCCGCCAACUCCUAUCAGAAUAAUGAAGAAUCUGCGAAUAUGUAGUGAUUUCCACACCGUGGUGAAACUAGUCUCAAAAGCAUUCAAUCGCGAAAUUGUGGUGAGGGAUCGUCAUCGCUUCCACCACUUUAAACAUGGAUCUUGUUCCUGCAUGGACUUUUGGUAGAAGAAUUGUUGCAGACAAUUGAAUUGGUUUGGAGCAGCUUGCAUUCAUAAAACAUCACUUGGCUUGAACUCCUCUUAGUUUUGCCAAGCUUGAUCCUGAUCAUGAAUUGAUUAUUGAGCUUUUGGAUCCAUAACUUGUGACAAUUCAUAAAAUCUUGCUUUCACCAAGAUCAUGAGGGUUCAACAAAGUUGAUUCAUCUUCUUACCUGAUUAAACUGAGGUAAUCACAACAUAAGUGCACCUAAAAUUAUAUUGGCAUGGCAGCCCAAAGUUCAACACAACCAUGAAAAGGAUAUGAUGUGAUUAGUGUACACUACAAAGGUGUCACUGAAGACUAUGAGUCUGCCAUCUCUGCAUGCUUCGGAAUAUUGGGGUAAUUAAAAAAAAUUAAUAUGGAAAUAUACCGCACCAAAAAAAAAAAAAUGGUUAUGGUAGAUUGGUAGUGUAGAUGCUUCUUUCUUAUAUGCCUAGCCAUUAAAUAUUUACUAAUAUUUGCCAUAUACUAAUUAACUUGGAAUAAACUCAAUCCCAAAAGACAAAGAAAUAUUAGUAAUUCAUUAGCAAUUGCAAACAUAAUUUGAAU